AUGGCGGCGAAAGAGAGAACCGCCGCGCUGCCUGCCGGGAUAUGGGCCGGGAAGGACAGGCCGCGGGUACCGCCUGAGCCGGCAAAACCGAGGCGGCCCCGGCGGGGCGGGCGCACCGGCCCCCAGCGCCGUCCCGCGGCCCGUCCCCUCGGCCCCUUCCUCCCCCGGCUGGCGAUCCGGGGAGAGGCGGCUCCAGCCCCCGCCGCCGUUCAGGCACUCGCCUGGGCAGCCCCGCCAGGCCCCCGGGGCGUGCUGGUCGCCAUGGAAACGGGCGCCGCCGCGGCCCGCAAGAGCACAGAGACUGAAGAAAUGGAAAAAUUCACUCAUCUAGAAGCUCUGCUUUUUACUGCUGUGCUGGAGAACUGUGUUGAUCAGCUCUCAAUUCUUGGAUAUAUCAUGCCGGUUUCGUAUGAGGGCAAGACAGACAUCAGCCAUACCAGCAUCCAGGAAACAAAGGAAAUCACAGAGACCCAGAAGGAGCUGGACAUUAACUACCAAGAGCUUACAUCAGCAGGGCAAGGGAGUGGGGAAACAGUUACCUCCAUGUCUCUGAAAAGCAUCAAACACAAGCAGCAGCUGCAGAAAACUGAAAAUCUAAAAUGUGCCCAUCAUCUUCCCAAUAGGGCCAUGAAACACAGAGCUCUGUCUCUAGAGAAGCUCAGAAAAAUUCAGGCUGACAGGCAGUAUGCAAGUGAUGUAAUUACAGUCACUAUGAAAAAGAUGCAGGAAUCAGGAACAUUUAAUAGCCUAAUGGAAGCUAAUGAGAGAGAGAAGGCAAAAAAGAACAAGUUUCAUGACUUCCUCAUCAGGGAGGAGGAAGGAAAGAAGGAGAUAAAGUCACUCGAGAAACAGCUGCAAGACCUCAAGAAAGAAACUGAAAUAGAACUUCAGAACCGAGAUAAUGUGAUUGUCUACCUCAAAGAUGAGCUUCAAGAGAUGAAGGCCAAAACAAACAUGGAGAGCUGCUACAUGAAGAAAAGCACAGACCUCCAGGUCCACCAAACCCAGAAGUGCAGCAAUGCAGAGAAUGUCCUAGAAGAGGAAAUUCAGAAGUUGAAGAGCCAAACUGAUGAGGAGAUUCGAGUCCACAUGGAGAUUGAAAAUUUCCUCAGGCAACACCAUAAGAAGGUGGAAGAGAAGCUGGAAUUCUGGAUGGACAAGUAUGAAAAUGACACAGAGGCUAAAGAGAAAGAACUGGAUGCCCUAAAAGCAUCAAAGGCAAACAACUUGGAAAUGCUGCAGAGACUGGCCGAGGAGUGCCAGAUGUUCGAGGAAACCAUCAUCAGUGACCGAGCAGAAAAGAAGGCUAAAAGAACACAACUAGAGCGGGAUGCCCUGGAGCUGAAGAGCAUCCUGAAGCUGCAAGCCUGGUGGAAAGGUACAAUGGUCCGCAGAAACCUUGGCCCCUACCAGGCCCUCAGGAAGAUUCGGGAGAAAAAGCAGAAAGGGAAAAAUGAAAAAUCUGGAGCAAAGAAAAAGACACGAUAAGUAAAGAAGGUGGCCACAGACAUGUUCCAGGGCUGCUGCCGGGCAGGGCGCUGCCGCCUGUCUGUCUGACAGGAGAAAAUAAACUAUGUUAACAGAGCUCGGGCUGUUCUAGAGAACACAGUUCACGACAGGCACAGGUGAGGUGAAGCUACAGGAACUCUUAAGAUCUUGAAAGUGCCCUUGUACAGCUGAGACACAGUUUCUCCACCUGAAAGGAGGCGUGCAUCAAAGCAGCGACAAACGCUGUAUCCCCCAAAGUGCUUUACGGAAGCAUGACAGCUGGCGGGAGGCAAUUAACAGCCCGGUAACU
This is a messenger RNA of Tyto alba (common barn owl), 1798 nucleotides long. RefSeq names its product IQ motif containing G (gene IQCG). The record is from RefSeq and is a predicted model, not a curated record. Gene Ontology annotation, cellular component: sperm flagellum; cytoplasm. Bases 1 to 1488 code for a protein of 495 amino acids. Lineage: Eukaryota; Metazoa; Chordata; Aves; Strigiformes; Tytonidae. Gene Ontology annotation, biological process: cilium organization; sperm axoneme assembly. Gene Ontology annotation, molecular function: protein binding. The transcript has 10 exons.